Molecule: messenger RNA, 4953 nt
Organism: Colletotrichum gloeosporioides
Lineage: Eukaryota; Fungi; Ascomycota; Sordariomycetes; Glomerellales; Glomerellaceae
Product: putative glycosyl hydrolase
Exons: 8
Coding region: 1-4953 (1650 amino acids)
Biological process (GO): transmembrane transport; ergosteryl 3-beta-D-glucoside catabolic process
Cellular component (GO): membrane
Molecular function (GO): transmembrane transporter activity; steryl-beta-glucosidase activity
Source: RefSeq, a predicted model, not a curated record
AUGGAAUUGACGUCGAUGGACACGCUGGGACACGCCGAGUCGUACUCGGGCCGUGAACGGCCGACGGCGCAGGCUCAGGCGAGGCGGCGACAGAUUAACGAUCGCGCAGUGAUUGAGAACCCGCUUGCCCACUACACGGAUGAACAGCUGGAAGCCGACGUAAAGUCGUUCGCUGAUCGGCUGACGGUCGAUACGACUGCUUUGCUCCGGGCUGCUCGCGUGGCCAAGGAUAUUAAAUUGUACGACGAAGUCGCGCGAAACACCUUCCCGGGCGCAGGCAAAGAUUUGCCGGUCCAGUUGACGUCGGAGGAGAAGCGUGCGCUGCGGCGGGAGCGUGAUGUUCCGUUCAGCGAGAGGGGUAUGUGGACUAUCAUCAUUACUGUCUCUCUUGCGGCAUUUCUCCAAGGCCAUGUUCAAGCAUCUCUUAACGGCGCAUCUCUGUACGCCAACGAGUUCGGUCUGAACAUGACACAGCCUCUGGAGUCAAACGACGAGAUUGUGAGCGGAAACAGGUUCGACGUCCGGCCAGAUGAUUGGAAGCUAGGGGCUGCCAACUCGUCACCAUUCCUAUUCGCCGCAGUACUCGGCUGUCCGUUGGCACUGCCCGUAAAUCACUAUCUCGGUCGCAAAGGUGGAAUGAUUGUCGCUGCUAUUUUGAUCUUUGCGAGCUCACUGGGUUCUGCCUUUGCUCAUACCUGGCAGGAGCUGUUUGCUAUCCGUCUCGUCAACGGCAUUGGCAUGGGACUGAAGGCAGUCAGUACCCCAAUCCUCGCCAGUGAAACUGCUGUCGGUUUCUGGCGAGGUACGUCCAUCCUCGCCUGGCAGCUGUGGGUUGCAGCAGGCAGCAUGAUUGGGCUCGCAUUCAACCUGAUAUUCGAUGUAUCCGGUAACAAGAGGCUCACCUUUCAACUCAUGGUCGCCGCCCCUCUCGUGCCUGCACUCGCACUCCUUCUCCUCGUCAUUUUCUUCUGUGACGAGAGCCCGCGAUACCUGAUGCGCGUGUCGAGUCCCCGCUACAACCCGCAACGGGCAUACCAAAUUCUCAGGAAGUUGAGGAAUACGGAGUUGCAGGCCCUCCGAGACAUUUACCUCGUCCACAAGUCAAUCGAGCAAGAGGAAAUGUCGAGCAAGACCGCCGAGCAGGGCAUGAUCCCUGGUUUCAUCACGACCUUGGCUGGCUUCUUGCGCCAGUACAAGCAGCUUUUCCUCGAGAGACGCCUGCGAAACGCGCUGAUCAGCAGUUCGACGGUCUCGCUAGCCCAGCAGCUGUGCGGUAUCAACGUAUUGGCCUUCUACAGCGGCACGCUGUUCAGCCGCGCCGGUCAGGACGACCGGGCUGCCAUGUACUUCAGUCUCGGGUACGGGGCCGUGAACUUCGUCUUUGGGCUCCCCGCCAUCCGGACGAUCGACACUCUCGGACGCAGAAAGUGGCUAUUGCUCACGCUGCCAAUAAUGGCGGUCUUCAUGCUCCUCGCGGGCGUGGCGUUCAACAUCAAGGAUGACACUGCUCAGAUCGGCGUCGUGGCUCUCUUCCUCCUCCUCUUCGCGGCGGCUUACUCGCCUGGCCUGGGCCCGAUCCCGUUCACCUACGCGUCGGAAAGUUUCCCCCUCUCGCACCGCGAAGCCGGCGCUGCGUUCGCCAUCGCGGUCAACCUCGGCUUUGCGGGACUCUUGUCCAUCUUCUUCCCGAGCAUCAACUCAGGGCUGGACGAUGACGGCGCGCUUUACCUGUUUGCGGGGCUCAAUAUAGUUGCGUUAGUUCUGGUGUUUCUGCUGUUGGAGGAGACCAAGCGACGAAGCCUUGAGGACUUGGACUUGGUGUUUGCGGUAUCGAAGCACAAAUUCAUGCACCACCAGGUCGCCGAGUACCUGCCAUGGUUCAUCAAGCAUUACUUCCUCAGGAGGCAUGACAUCAAGCCAAGCUUGUACACCGAUCUGAUAUGGGGCUCUCCUGAGCCGAGUCCUGGGGGAGGAACGUUCGGGGUUGGGCAGAGGUAUAGCAGUGAUACCGACAGGAGCAAGUUCGUCCGCACCGUCAGCAACGCCAACGCCACCGCCAACGUCAAUUCAAUAAGCUUACGACGAUGCUGUUUCACUGAGCAACGCCCCCGAGGAUUAAGCGGCGCACGGAGGAAAUUGACUGAUCGGGUAAUCCUCUGGGUAAACUCGUGGUUCACUCCACACAAGGCUUCGGUGGCGUGGUGUCUCGUCACCGACUCACCGCUCCACGUCCCUUGCGAAGUCCAAGCUCGACGGCGACGUGCUCCCAGCCCCGGGGCGAACGGCCGCUGUCCCCGCGAUUUUGGCGGCGUCGACCCGGAGUUCAAGCGGGAUUUGACGCUACGGGCCCCGCUAUACCCGCUGAAAGCCUUGGAUGCCGACGCUAAUUGGCCCCCGGGUCGGUUCUGGAACACGAAAACGAGCGAUAGUGUGGCCGGUGCAAGUCACGCUGGCCUUCUUCAGACAGUUGAUGAUGUGUUGGAGCAGCAUCCCGUCCGCCGCGGCUCUGGACUCGACCUCGCACCUAUCGUCCCUCGUGCUCUCCUAUCUGGACCUCUUUUUCUGCCAAGCAGCAGACCGCACAACCUCUCGACACCGCAUCACCCGGGCGCUGUCAAGAGCCGAUUAUCACACUGCCCAAGGAAACCACUUCGAAGAAACGCCGUCAUGUCUUCGUUGCGAUUGACCAUCGAGGACGGCCAGUUCCGCGACGGCUACGGCAGACAGGUCGUCCUCCGGGGUCUCAACGUCGCCGCCGACGCCAAGCUGCCCAGCGAGCCAGACCAGCCCUCCCACGUCGGCGAGGACUUCUUCGACGGCGACAACGUCAAAUUCCACAACAGGCCCUUCCCCAAGGAGGAGGCGCACGAGCACUUCUCCAGGAUAAAGCGAUACGGCUACAACACCAUCCGUUAUGUCUUCACAUGGGAGGCCAUCGAGGCCGCCGGCCCUGGACGCUACGACGAGGAAUGGAUUCAGCACACGAUUGAGAUUCUGAGGAUAGCCAAAGAGUAUGGUUUCUAUGUCUUUAUGGAUCCCCACCAGGACGUGUGGUCCAGGUUCUGUGGAGGCUCCGGCGCGCCCAUGUGGACGAUCUACGCCUGUGGUCUCAACCCCCAAAGUUUCGCAGCGACCGAGGCUGCCAUCGUACACAACACCUACCCGAAGCCAGACGAGUUCCCCAAGAUGAUCUGGUCAACAAACUACUGGCGCCUGGCUGCCGCCACUAUUUUCACCAUGUUCUUUGGCGGCAGGGACUUUGCGCCCAAGUGCAUUAUCAACGGUAUCAACAUUCAAGACUUUUUGCAGGGCCACUUUGUCGCUGCCUGUGCGCACCUUGCGAAGCGUAUACACGAGGCCGGCGACCUCGAGAACGAGGUGGUCGUGGGUUGGGAGAGCAUGAACGAGCCUGGGUGUGGUUUGGUGGGCUACGCCGACGUCAGCGUCAUUCCCAACGCACAGAAACUCAAGAAGGGCUCGUGUCCGACCAUCUGGCAGACUAUUUUGACAGGUUCUGGUCGUGCCUGCGAGGUGGAAACUUGGGACAUGGGUGGCAUGGGCCCGUACAAGGUUGGCCGCUCGUUGAUCGACCCCCACGGCGAGAUUGCGUGGUUGCCCGCGGACUACGACGACUCGAGGUACGGAUGGAAGCGUGACGAGGGAUGGAAGUUGGGAGAAUGCGUCUGGGCCCAGCAUGGUAUCUGGGACCCCAAGACGGACACACUACUCAAGAAGGAUUACUUUGCGAAAAACCCGAACACCGGAAAGACGAUCGACCACCCGGAGUUUACUAACACCUAUUUCAUGCACUCUUAUCGCCUCUACAGAGACGCCAUCCGCCCUAUUCACAAGAACUGCAUCAUGCUCAUGCAGUAUCCUACACUGGAGCUGCCGCCACAGAUCAAGGGCACCGAGGACGACGACCCGUUGAUGGGCUUCUCGCCACAUUGGUACGAUGGUAUUACCCUGAUGACGAAGCGAUGGAACAGAGUUUGGAACGUUGAUGUCGUGGGCGUGCUACGUGGGAGAUACUGGCACGAGGCGCUGUCGGUCAAGGUCGGAGAGACUGCGAUUCGCAACUGCUUCAAGGACCAGCUAGCAUCGCUGCGCCAGGAGGGAAUUGACCGCAUGGGCAAGCAUCCUUGUGUUAUGACCGAGUUCGGCAUUCCUUACGACAUGGGUGACAAAAAGGCAUACAAGACGGGAGAUUAUACGGAUCAAUCACUAGCUUUGGACGCCAACUACUUUGGAGCCGAAGGGUCGGGCAUGGAAGGUCACUGUUUGUGGGUCUACGUUGCAAAGAACACACAUCAACACGGCGAUUUAUGGAACGGCGAAGACUUGUCAGUGUUCUCAUUAGACGACAAGACGCUGCCCAUGUCGCCCCUCCCCCGAAGCCCGGAACCCAGACAGUCGGCAGAAAACCCCCGUACCUCCAUCAGCAGAGACGUACCAGAUGAGACGAAGGUCACCCCCGAUAACCUCCAGAAGACAAUCACAAACCCGUCCAUCUCGACAGAGCCAACCAAGGACCCUACCAUCACCAACGCGCCAGGCCUCCGCGCCGCCGAAGCCUUCGUCCGCCCCAGCCCUGUCGUGGUCUCAGGCGACGUGCUGCAGUACGGCUUCGACCUGCGCAGCUGCACCUUCAACCUCAGACUCAAGGCCGCCGCGCCACCCUCAGACCCCGCACCGACGGUCGUCUUCCUCCCCGAGUUCCACUUCCCGCAAGACAACUGCCAAGUCGAGGUGUCGUCCGGCAAGUGGGCCAUCAGCAUGGACGAUGACGAGGGCCCGCUCGUGCAGAAGCUGAAGUGGUGGCACGGCGACGGCGAGCAGACGCUCAAGGUCAGCGGCCUGGUGAGACAGCACAACGUCGCGGAGGGUUCCGAGGAGGAUAUGGGCUACCUCGAGCAGUGCCAGAAGAACUACGCCAACUGCAGCGUGAUGUAG